Molecule: messenger RNA, 1503 nt
Organism: Eruca vesicaria subsp. sativa (arugula)
Lineage: Eukaryota; Viridiplantae; Streptophyta; Magnoliopsida; Brassicales; Brassicaceae
Source: the annotation of a GenBank genome assembly
AUGGACAACAACAACACUUUUAGUUCUCUAGAUAAUGUCAUGAGUAACCAAAAUAAUCUGCUCAUGGAUUUGAUACCUUCAAGAGAAGAUUCCACUUCAUUUUCAACAAUGCUUCCAUGGAAUUCCAUGAGACCAGAUCCCCUACAAAUGGGUGGAUUUGAUAUCUUCAAUUCUUUUCUCACUAAUAAGUACUUAUCAUCUACUUCAAGCUCUAUAAAUGUUCAAGAAACCCGCCAUAUCGAAAGCUUUGAGGCCAUGGCUCCUCCUCCUCUUCCUCUUCCUCCAUUUCAUCAUUUGGAUCAUUUAAGACCAUAUGAUGAUUCCUCAAACAACAUGUGGAAUCUUGGAGAAAAUAGUGGAUUUCAUGCAUAUUCAUGUGCACAAGAUGUUGUUGGUCCUAGUGAACCAAUAACAUCUACAUUUGCUGAAGAAGAUGUUUCUGAUGAGUGCUCAGAGAUAAGUCCUUAUGCUGCUGCUAAAUCUACUAAAAUAACCUCAGAGCAAGCUUCUUCCAGCAGCAAAGACAUUUAUAAUAAUGUCUCUCAAGUUAUCUUUGGCUCAAAGUACCUUCACUCUGUUCAAGAAAUACUAUCUCAUUUCGCCACACACUCCCUCAACAACUUAGAGAAUAAUCCUCAAUGCUAUCUUUCAUCUCAAGAAACUGAGUCAUGUGCUGCUGAUUCAGCUUUUACUUCACGUUUUGAGAAUCAAACCGAGUUUCUUGAAGGAGGUUUUGAUCAAAGACGAGCAUUAGAAGCAAAGAAAACUCAUCUCUUAGAUCUUCUCCAAAUGGUUGAUGAUAGAUAUAGUCAUUGCGUUGAUGAGAUUCAUACGGUUGUAUCAGCAUUCCAUGCAGCAACCGAGUUGGAUCCUCAGCUACACACCCGGUUUGCACUCCAAACCAUCUCAUUCCUAUACAAGAACCUGAGAGAGAGAAUCAGCAAGAAGAUACUUAUGAUGGGAUCAGUUUUGGAAAGAGGAAAAGAGAAGUCUCAAGAAGACUCAAUCAUCCACCAGCAUUGCCUUCUUCAGCAGCUAAAACAUAAGAACCAUCAGAUUUGGAAACCACAAAGAGGCUUGCCUGAGAAAUCAGUCUCGGUUCUAAGAACUUGGAUGUUCCAAAACUUUCUUCACCCUUACCCACAAGAUUCAGAGAAACAUCUUCUUGCUAUACGAAGUGGAUUAACAAGAAGUCAGGUAUCAAACUGGUUUAUAAAUGCACGGGUUAGGUUAUGGAAGCCAAUGAUAGAAGAGAUGUACGCAGAAAUGAACAAGAGGAAGCUGAAUCACACUCACCUUCAAGGCAAUGAAGGAAGUCAUAGGAUACCAAAGUCCAUAUAUAAUGAUGAGCCAAGAAAGAGACAAAUAAGAGAAUGAGUAUGUGGUAACUUGUAACGCAAUCGCUACUAUGAUUGUCACUUUGUCACACAAACUACGUAUUAUGAUUGUUUUAUGUUAUAAUUUUGUAUAUAGAACUUCUCUUUUAUCUCAACUAUAUUUUUU